CCAUUUAAGGUGGAACGGGGAGAUUACGGCCAGCAGCCAACAUUAGCGUCCUCUACUAACGUUACUACGCUUUGUUUAUAUGAAGUUAUAUCGGUUGCUUUGCUAACUUGCGGAAUGGAGGAUGUAGCUGCUGCACCAUUUAAGGUGGAACGGGUGCUCCCUCGGUACUCAAGACUGCUGCAACAUUUAAGGUGGAACGGGGAGAUGACGGCAAUCAGCUAACUUUAGCUUUCUCUAUCUACUACUGGUUUAAAGCGGUUGGUUUAUAUUAACGUACAAUAACGUAUUGGUUGUUUUCUGAACUGCUCCAGUGCUCCCUCGGUACUCAGGACUGCUGCACCAUUUAAGGUGGAACGGGGUUAUUACGACAAGCAGCCAACUUCAGCUUCCCCUACUUCAGUUUCUGAUGCUCUUGAUUGAUACCAACAUAUAAUAUACUGGUUAACUGUUAACCGCGGGUGCCGGAAUGUAACUGCUGCACCAUUUAAGGUCAUUUAAGGUGGAACAGGGAGAUUACUGCAAGCAUCCAACCUCAGCUUCCUCUACUGCUGUUUUUUUUGAGGCUCUCUGUUAUAUCAACAUAUGACAUAUUGGUUGCUUUCCUAACUGUGGGUGACAGAGUGUAACUGCCAUACAGUUUAAGGUGGAACGGGGAGAUUACAGCAAGCUGCCAACGUCAGCUUCCUCUACUACUACUACUGUUUUUUGAUGCUCUUGAUUUAUAUUAACAUAUCAUGUUUGUUGCUUCCUUGACUGCUUUAAUAUUCCCGAACUGAAGUAAUCUUUCGAUCACUUAAUUUAUCUAUCUGUUUAUCAACCCCCAAGACUGCUGCACCCUUUAAGGUGGAAUGGGGGAAUUACAACAGCCAGCUUCAGCUUCCUCUACCACUGCUGGUUUUGUUUUUUGAAGGUCUUGAUUUAUGUUAACGUACAAUAUACUGGUUGCUUUCUUAAUUGUGGGUGCCAGAAUGUCCAUUUAAGGUGGAACUAGUGAAUUACAACAAGCACCCAAUCUCAGCUUCCUCUCCUACUACUGCUUUGUGAGGCUCUUGAAGUAUAAUGUUAUAAUAUAUUGGUUGCUUUCCAAGCGUGCAGGCUCCAGAACGUAGCGGCUGUGCCACUUAAGGCCAUUUAAGGUGGAAGGGAGAGAUUACAACAAGCAGCCAAUUCAGCUUCCUCUACUGCCACUGCUUUUUGAUGCUUUUGAUUUAUAUUGACAUGUUGCUUGCUUUCUUAACUGCUCCAAUGUUCCCUCCAGAACCCUCAAGAUCAUGUCUGCUGUGGUACUCCAAGUGGGACAGUGCGGAAACCAGCUAGGCCUCGAGUGGUGGAAGCUGCUGAGCCGUCGCAAGAAAAGAUGUCCCUUCAGCUCCCGAAAUGGAAAACUAGCCGCCGUGUGUGUGGACACAGAGCCCAAAGUCCUCAGAGGAGCUCAGGACUUCGUUAAAAAGGAUAAAUUACAUCCGUCCAGCGUCGUGGAGGGGAAGGGAGGGCGUGGAGGAAACUGGGCCUAUGGUUACCAUGGAGGCCCAGGUGAAGGAGGGAGAGAUUUACUCGAGCGAACAAUGGAGGCGCUUCGUCAGGAGGCAGAGAGACGGGAUUAUUAUGGAGGAACGGUUCUUCUGCACAGCCUGGGUGGAGGCACAGGGUCAGGGCUUGGCUCCAGGCUAUGUGAGCAGAUCCGUGAAGAGUUCCCUGUGGGUCAUAUCCUGACGGUCUCGGUGGUCCCUCUUCAGAGCGGAGAGAGCCCCCUCCAGCACUACAACACUUUACUGAGCCUGGCAUCGCUGCACAGGUGUGCUGAUGGCAUUCUGCUGUUUUAUAAUGACCACGCCUUGUCUCGCGCUGGACUUCAGCAGAGGUCAGGACCACCAGGCUCGCUCUCAGCCAUGAACACACACAUCGCCUCGUGCCUGGCUGGACUCCUGCUCCCAGUACAGAGCCUCACCACACGCAGUAGGUGGAGUUUGGGAACGGAGCCGUGGGAGCUGAUCCGGUCAAUGUGCCCGGUUCCUUCAGCCAAGCUUCUCUACACCGCUCAGGCCUCCUCUGGUGGGAGGUCGCGCUGGGACAGUUUGGUCAGUGGAACGCUGCAGGCUCUUCCCCAGCUUUCACCUGCCGGAACACCUUACUCCAGCCGCGCCGUGCUGGCGGUUGCCCGUGGCGACCAGGAUGGCUCCUUCAUCACUUCGAAUGUCCUGCAGAGACUGAGACACGGACACAGGUGUGUCCAGUGGAAUCCUUUUCCAGUUGACCACUGGACUGAUCCACUGAACGAGCUCGGCGUCUCCGCCCCGUCCCGUCUGCUCACCGUGAGCUCCAAUCACAGCAGUGUUUCGGGCUUUUUGGGCCGUGUGGCUCAGCGUGCCGGAGAAAUGCUGCGAGCUCGGGCCUACCUACACUGGUACCAGCGCUACGGGGCCGAGACGGAGGACCUUCAGCAGGCCUUAAACACUGUAACAGACAUCAUUCAGGAGUACGACGCUCAGUGACGCUGUAGACCAGCACUGACCACUAACGUAACAUUAAGACUUUUUCUCCGUUUCUCCAGCGGCUCUUCACUUUCUGUGAACAUUUUAUGAGAAAUGGUCUCGAGUGUAUCUAAUUACAUUAAUUAUCACUAACAGGAAGGUCCACUAGAAUUUAUUUGAAAAUUUCACCAGCAAAUGAACUAAUAAAUCUUUGAUGGGAGGUGUGGUGGGGUGACUACUGGCCAAAAGGAUACUUUACCAAAAAAUAAAUGAGGAAAAUCGUGAA
Messenger RNA from Pygocentrus nattereri (red-bellied piranha), 2757 nucleotides. Its product is annotated as tubulin beta-1 chain-like. NCBI's taxonomy places the organism in Eukaryota, Metazoa, Chordata, Actinopteri, Characiformes, Serrasalmidae. Bases 1272 to 2492 code for a protein of 406 amino acids. Gene Ontology annotation, biological process: microtubule cytoskeleton organization; mitotic cell cycle. The record is from RefSeq and is a predicted model, not a curated record. Gene Ontology annotation, molecular function: GTP binding; structural constituent of cytoskeleton. The transcript is spliced from 11 exons. Gene Ontology annotation, cellular component: microtubule; cytoplasm.